This is a messenger RNA of Aphanomyces astaci, 288 nucleotides long. RefSeq lists its product as hypothetical. Bases 1 to 288 code for a protein of 95 amino acids. Lineage: Eukaryota; Oomycota; Saprolegniomycetes; Saprolegniales; Verrucalvaceae. The transcript is spliced from 3 exons. The record is from RefSeq and is a predicted model, not a curated record.
AUGGAGCGAGGUCGCGAUCGACUCAUUCCCGAGCUCGUGAAUGAUGAUACCAAAUUGAUCAACAACGACAACAUCCUCGGCAUCCAAGUGUCGAGCGAAGCCUUGUACCGGUACUACGUGCAAGGGGCGGGAAAGACGACUGGUAGCAGCGACCGCCACGGCAUCAAGACCGUCCUCGGCCACCUCAAAACAGUGCGAAGCUACCUCCGCGACCUCAACUUAGCGUUCCCCGUCGUGAUCUCCGACAUCAUGGACAUUCGCACCGGUGGGGAUGCCCUUAUCAGUUAA